GACACAACGUCAGUCAAGUUUUCAAAACAACAUCAGUGUGGUGCUGGGGGGACAAUAAGAAGAAAACGAUGAUGGCUUCAACUGUGGCAGAGAGAGCCAUGGGGGCAAUCAUUGGAGCAGCUGUGGCAGACGCAGCAGCCCAGCCCAUGCAUUGGAUUUACAACCCAGAGCGACUGAAGGAGGUUCUGUCAGAUCUGGAACCGUGUCCAGAGUUCCGCCCUCAGUCUGCUAACCCGUUCUACCGCAGAGAGACCGGAGAGCAGACGUGCUACGGAGACCAGGCCUACGUACUGCUAGAGUCACUCAGUCAAUGUGGAGAUGUGAACGUGGAGGACUUGACCAAACGCAUCUACAAGUUCUUUGGCCCAGACACUGUGUAUGAUCUUCCUCUCAAUAACCCAUACAGACAAAAGAACGGUCCUAAAGCUGUCCUGCCCAUUGAUGGCCCUUGGAGAAACGCAAGCCUCAAAGCCUUCAUGAGGAACGUGGAUGCAGGAAACGAAAAGACAGGAUGUGAUGUGGACUGUCAGAUGGACGGGGUCACCAAGAUGGCUCCCGUUGUGGCGAUGUUUGCUGGGAUGCCGGAGAUGUUGGAGAAGGUGGAGACGGCCAUUCGUGUAACCCAGAACAACGAUAUGUGUGUGGCCAUGACACUGGCUGCAGCAAGGUUCCUGGAGCAUUUCAUCCUGAAUGGUUCUGACCCCAAUGCUCUGGACUCAGUGUUGGCCCAGCUCAACGACCCAAACAGAAACAACCCUCAGGACCUGGACAGGGCUGUUAUUGCACAAAUCUGUCAGGUGAAGGACAACUUAUCCAAGCAUUCAUAGGGGCCUGUUUUGGAGCACAGACAGGUCUUCAGGGAAUCCCAGAGUCUUGGAAGAACAGGACCCUCAAAUAUCCUGUGCUGCUGGGACUGGCUAAGAAAGUUGUAGGCUCACAGCAAGCCUAGACUUGGCAGUUAUGCAAAUGUAUUUACUAAAUAAAUGUAUUGCUAAAGCUGAUUAACAUAACCAGUCCAACAUAUUAUUUGGGAAUAUGAAUUAUGUAUUGAUGACGUUUUUUUUUUGUUUUUUUUUUACAAUUGCUUUGUAAGCCCAUUUUAUAACACAGUUGUACUUUGACAAAACAGUUUAUGAAAGUUACAUUCUAAAGUAACAUUUGACGGAUGUAACUUGAACCUUGUUGCUCUGUCAAAGCUGCAGUAUGUUGCAAAAUGAUGAGUAUAUGGAAUAUGGAAUAUUCUUGUCAUGUAUACAUUAGGAUUAAAAGAGGAUGGAUACUUG
This is a messenger RNA of Oncorhynchus mykiss (rainbow trout), 1283 nucleotides long. RefSeq names its product Crystallin J1A (gene crj1a). The record is from RefSeq and is marked provisional. NCBI's taxonomy places the organism in Eukaryota, Metazoa, Chordata, Actinopteri, Salmoniformes, Salmonidae.